This is a messenger RNA of Blepharisma stoltei, 831 nucleotides long. The record is from the annotation of a GenBank genome assembly. NCBI's taxonomy places the organism in Eukaryota, Ciliophora, Heterotrichea, Heterotrichida, Blepharismidae.
AUGAGUAGCAGCAGAAAGGAAGCAUUUGUCCCAUACAACUUUAUAUCCGGCCGCAAAUGAAGAUGCACAAUUUGCAAUAAAGAAUUUGAUCAAUCCUGCCUCCAAGCUCAUGACAGCCUACACAUGAAGAACUUGCCAAGCCCCACGCCAAAUGCUCCAUCAUACUCAACACAGCCUUAUCCUCACAACCCCCAGCAAGAGAAUCAUUAUCCAUACAAAAGUAACCUCGAAAAGCCCCCAUCUGAAAUUCCCUUAAAAGAUGACAAACUAUCAAGCAUAAUCUCCAAAAGCAUACAAGAAAAAGCUGAUCAAGAUCCCCAGAAAUCUAAAAGUUAUUUAAAAGGGCUUAUAAAUCAGCAAUCUGGGCCAAUAGGCAAAAAACCUCUCCCAAAUUUUAUACUAAACCAAGCUGAAUUUUCUAAUAAUUUAGAAUACCAAGAUGAAGAAUUUGAGCUGACAUCUGCAAAUCCUGCUAUAACUGAUAUGCUUUCUAAUAUGGAAAACAUAGAGAAUCUUGCCUAUAAACAAAAGAAUUUUGCAGUCUCAAAGGCUCCUACAAAGCCUGAAAUCGUAAAUAAACAAAAAAUCGAAAAAAUUGAUAACAAUGGAGAAAAUAUCCAAGCUGUAGAAAAAGGGAAAAGCAUUGCGAAAAAAUCAGCUAAUGAGCCGCCAAUGCCGAAAAAAAGGCCAAGAAAAGAAGAUUUUUCAGUUAUGGGUGCUAUUAAAAAAAUCCAAAAAGUUGAAGCAUGCUUCAGUGCUAUGAAUAUGAUACUCGAUAUUAAGCUACGCUUGCGCAAGAAAAAGUUAUUUAAAAUGUUCAAGAAUUAUUAA